UAACACCCAUUCGCAUCCUCCCAGUUCCUUAAACGGAUAAUAACAGUCACGUGUGUAACGCUUACGUCACUGCCGUACCUUCAGAAUAGCGACCAUUUUCAUCGUUUACCGCGUGCAAUUGAAACGCAAUGAAUCAAGAAAAGUUAGCCAGACUUCAGGCACAGGUUCGAAUAGGAGGAAAGGGCACAGCUCGCAGAAAGAAGAAGGUAGUGCAUAGGACUGCAACAGCUGAUGACAAAAAACUACAAAGUUCAUUAAAGAAGCUGGCAGUGAACAACAUUGCUGGCAUUGAGGAGGUGAAUAUGAUCAAAGAUGAUGGAUCUGUCAUUCAUUUCAACAAUCCCAAAGUCCAAGCUUCCCUCUCUGCAAAUACAUUUGCAAUUACUGGUCAUGCAGAGGCUAAACAGAUUACAGAAAUGCUUCCAGGCAUUUUAAACCAGUUGGGCAUGGACAGCUUUUCGAGUCUCAGAAAGCUGGCAGAAAGAGUUUUAGACAGCAAGGUACCUAAACCGGAAGACAUUGAUGAAGAUGACACUGUGCCAGAUCUUGUAGAAAACUUUGAUGAGGCAUCAAAGAAUGAAGCCAACUGAGUGUCGGUGGAUGGGAAGUUAACAAUGGACUUUAUUUAUGGGGCCUGUUUGGUUCCACAUUUUAAUUCAGCAUUGAGCAGUAUUCCACCACAUGGGACUGCUGCUUUCACAGAUUGUUUCCUACUUAAGGUGCUGAUGCAUCUUUCAUUAUGCAUUUUGCACUAAAAUGCAGCAACUACUUUUUGGGUCUAAAUGUUGGUAAGGUUAUUGAGAUGAACUAACAGGCUGGGUCAGCCAGUUUGUGCAGUCAAGAGCAAUUUGGGACAAGCGUUAUUUAAGGUUUUCCUUUGAAAGUAAACUUAAAAUAAAUUUAAUUCUUGUGCUUUUCUUGAAUGAUUUAUCAGUUUCCUAGAAUAUGCACUUGUUGCAGCAUUCGGCAUAAAGGUUUAAACUGACAUCUUUUAGAGUGCAUUAGAGCCAUUAAGGAAGUACCCUUUAAAACUAGACAAUUUUUUUUUUUGUCCAGAAGGUAAUUGGUGUGAAGAUGGUCACUGAUUUUAUAUCAGGUAAUCUUUUUCCAAUAAAUUACUAACAUACAUUUGUAA
Molecule: messenger RNA, 1135 nt
Organism: Protopterus annectens (West African lungfish)
Lineage: Eukaryota; Metazoa; Chordata; Ceratodontiformes; Protopteridae
Gene: BTF3L4
Product: basic transcription factor 3 like 4
Exons: 6
Coding region: 129-590 (153 amino acids)
Source: RefSeq, a predicted model, not a curated record